Cylicocyclus nassatus is the source of this 497-nucleotide messenger RNA. NCBI's taxonomy places the organism in Eukaryota, Metazoa, Nematoda, Chromadorea, Rhabditida, Strongylidae. The record is from the annotation of a GenBank genome assembly.
AUGACGACACAGGCGACAGUGAAGGGCUCCACACCGAUCAAUAUGCCCUCGUCCCCGCCCUCGUACACGUUUGAGAUGGGAAUGACUUGCGAUGGAUGUGCCAACGCUGCACGUCGUGUUCUUGGAAAACUUGGCGACAAAGUCACUAUCGAUAAGAUAGAUGUGGCUACAAAGCAAGUAGUAGUUACCACCGAUCUGCCAGCCAAUGAUAUACUCGAGACACUAAAGAAGACCGGAAAGGAAAUUAAGCAGUUGUAGAGGGGAAUCUUGACAUUUUCUAUAUCUUCAACAUUUUCUUAAGUCUUUAUACCUGUUAAUUUAUGCUAGUGGUGGUUGUGAUGCUCUCAGCCUUGUAUUAUUUAGUCCAUUAAUAUCAGAUUUCUUGCCUCCUCUUGGAAAGAUGAUUGUCUCUGUGAUCUGUCCCUAUUUAUGCAAUGUCUGCAAUCUACUUAAAGCUAAUCAAUAGAUAUGACUUUUGCUUCGUGUGGCACUUGCGC